Molecule: messenger RNA, 1037 nt
Organism: Racocetra persica
Lineage: Eukaryota; Fungi; Glomeromycota; Glomeromycetes; Diversisporales; Gigasporaceae
Source: the annotation of a GenBank genome assembly
AUGGUCCAAGAAAUGAUUUCCCAUCAUUAUGUGUUCCAUUUAAUGAACCUCAUGGAAAUUCAUCUGAUAAGAUUGGAUUACGAAAUACAACUGAUUUUGAUAAAUUCUUUCGUACAUAUUCAUAUGAAUUAUUGACUGCAAGUGGAUAUGCUUUGAGUCAUCAUAAAGAUAAACAUGGCAUAACUCAUUAUAAAAUAUAUCGGAAACCAAGAUACUUUUCGGAAUCUUCCGAGGAGAGUUCAGAAGAUAGUGAUAGAUUUAAUCAAAUAUUUCAUGACAUUAUUUCUUCUCCAAAUGGCUCCCCAAACGAAUAUAUUCAAAUUUCAUCGUCACGAUGGGAGAAUCAACAUCAUUUAACAUCCAGUAAUUCGAUAAUAAAGAAUAUGAUCCAUGAUUCUAGUUGGAUUUCAAAAUGUCAGCUUAUGCCCACAAACCCAGAUAUAUUUAUAAAUUUGGAAUUAUCAUAUUCCUAUUCUUUGUUUGGUCAUGAUAUGGUGACUGGUGACUUUAAUGGCGACGGAUUUCAAGAUUUAGCGAUCAGUGCACCCCUGUAUGAUGAAAACACAAAUGUUCCUCAUACGGGUGCAGUAUUUAUUUUAUAUGGCAAAUCAACAUUACGACCAUCACCUACAUUAACAAACAUUCUCGAACUCUCUGAUCAAAUCUUGUAUGCAAUUGACCCUCUUCCUCAGUCCAGAUUCGGUUGGUCUUUGGCUGUAGUAGAUUUAAAUUCAGAUGGAGUAGAUGAUUUAGCAAUCAGUGCACCAUCAUUUAGUUCUAACCUAUCUGGAACCGGAAAAGUUUAUGUGUAUUUUGGACAUGCAAAACCUAGUGGAAUAUCAAAAUUAUUAAGAACAUAUGAAAUUGGAUUGUCUCAUUAUCCAGAUUUAGAGAUUUCAACAGAUGCUAAAACAACAAAACAUGAUUGGAGGAUUGAUCAAAUGGGUCAAGCCUUGGCUUCAGGAGAUGUUGAUAAUGAUGGAUUUAGAGAUUUAUUGAUUGGGUGUCCGUAUUGUGGACCUCACAAUCGAUCAAAG